Messenger RNA from Drosophila santomea, 1647 nucleotides. RefSeq lists its product as uncharacterized. The coding region runs from base 1 to 1647 and encodes 548 amino acids. Lineage: Eukaryota; Metazoa; Arthropoda; Insecta; Diptera; Drosophilidae. The record is from RefSeq and is a predicted model, not a curated record. The transcript has a single exon.
AUGGAGUGUGAGAUCCAGGAUUGGAAUUAUCCAGAAAUUCCUACGCUGCGUCUGAACGAAUUUAAUAUUAUAGAAGUCAGAAGACAUUUUAACAGUGUGAUAAUGGCCCUUGUUUGCAUCUGUAACGAUUAUGGAAUGACUCUGCUCGAAAGUCUGGCCAAGGACUUAAAUCGAAUGCGACAGGCGCGAAUUAUCCUGUGGAUGGACAAAAAACUAACACAUAAUUUACUUAAUGUGAUUGCCGCUCAAGUGGAGAAACAUGAGUUUUAUCAAAUGAUUAUCCUUGAAGCUACGCAACAUCCGAUGGACACAAUACCGAUACGACGCCUUGACAUUUUUCCAAGUAUUAAAUUUGAAAAAAUCGAUGAUAUUUUAGACCUUAAAGGACCCAUAUUUUACACGCCCGAGGAAAACUUCAAAGGCAAAGUCUUCAAUCUGCUGCCUGAUUGGGAGGCGACCAUGUGUAUCAAUGUCACUUUAUCGCCAGGUGUUUCGAUACCCAUAGUUCGAAAUAGUGACUACGGCAUUAUCCAGUUCGCCUUCAUAUACAAUUUGAGUUUCAGAGUUUUGAAUGCCUCGUACAAGUUGCCAGUGGACGGCACAUCUCUGGUUCCCGACAUCCAAUUGAAAACCCAAGUGCACACGAAUAUGGAAAAUUUAAAGAAUUGGAAUCCCCACGACAUAUCCUCGCUAAUGGUUGCUGUUCCCUGCGGCAAAGAGCUGAGCAUCGAGGAAGUCUUCAAGCAACUGGAUGUAAACUCUUGGCUGCGACACAUUUUCUUUGUCUACAUCAUAUUCGUGGUGGCUGAAGCCUUUAUACUCGUUAUAACCCACAGAAUAUCCGGCAGAUCCUGCCGCUUCAGCCAUCUAAUUCCAGUGCUAAAUCUUCGUGCAUUUCGAGCUAUUUUGGGCAUGUCCUUUCCGAUCAGUCGAAGAUCUAGCCUAUCGCUUCGUCAGCUUUUUCUGGCAAUCAACAUUUUUGGACUGAUCUCCAGCAGCUUCUUCAACUGCAAGUUGAAAGCUGUCCUGAUGAAGCACUCCGACCAGCCACACGUUAAAAACUUUGAGGAUUUACGAGACAGUGGACUGGACGUAAUCGCAGGACCUGCGAUGGAUGCAUUUCUAAAUAGUGAAACUGGAGCUGAUUUCGUUAGGAACAAGUUGAUAAACUUGAAGUCUGUUAGCCAGUGGGAACAGAUUGAAAUGCUGCUGAACGCGAACACCUACAACGCAUACCUCAUGUUCUCAGAGAACUGGGAAGUCCUGAAUAAAUUUCACAAAUACUACGGCCGCAGCUUGUUGUGCAGGUCCAAAAACUUGACCAUCAUAGAAGCUCUGCCCAUGACCUAUAUCCUCAAGAAUAACUCCAUGCUGGACAGGAGCCUGUUCAGGUUUAUGAUGCGAUUGCAUGAGCACGGCUUUGUGGGUCAUUGGCUGAAGCAAUCACCAUACAUUCUGGGCAAAGCAGUCAACACAACUAUUCAGCGAAAUUAUGUGGAAAGAGAAAAGGCCUUGUCACUUCAUCACUUCGAAUGGCUUUGGUGUAUUCUUGUCUGCGGCUAUGGGUCUGCAAUUAUUGUUUUCAUCAUUGAGAUCGUUUUUGGGGGUCAGAGAAAAACCCGCCAUAGUGACAUAUCUCAUGUGUAA